Molecule: messenger RNA, 573 nt
Organism: Miscanthus lutarioriparius
Lineage: Eukaryota; Viridiplantae; Streptophyta; Magnoliopsida; Poales; Poaceae
Source: the annotation of a GenBank genome assembly
AUGGCAAGCAUUGUUGCUGCAGAGAGGCGAAGCAAAAGGAUUCUCGAGUUGGUGAGGCGGAGCCUGCAGGUCGACGAUGGGACUGCUGCGUACUACUUAUCUGUUACUAAAGUUUGUCGGGGGUGCAUUAUGGAGAAAAUAAAUGAUGAGGAGGUUGACUGUUGCCCAGUAUGCGACAUUGAUCUUGGUUGCGAUCCUGAAGAGAAACUCAGAUUCCAAAUUUGGAGGUUUGGUUCCAAAGGCCUAAGGACAUUGUUCGUAAACUUCAGUCAGGUACAAGAGGGUGAGGCAGCAGCUGAGGAAACAAAGAAGAGCAACCAUGUCAAGUGGAAGCUUGAGGAGCGUCAGAAGGGACGUGAGCUUGACGCUCACAUUGAAGAGCAAUUUGGCAGUGGAAGCUUGCUGGCGUGCAUUUCUUCCCGCCCGGGACAGUGUGGCCGAGCUGAUGGGUACAUCCUUGAGGGUAAAGAGCUUGAGUUCUACAUGAAGAAGCUUCAGCGCAAGAAGAGCAAGGGCGCUGCAGCUUACAGCAUUCUCAUGGAUGGUCCUCCGUGGAAAUGUGUGGCCUAUUAA